AUGAAGCUUCAACAAUACGUCAACUCGUUCUCUGACCCUUUAAGAUUCGAAGAUCCUACAUCACUCGUCAGGUUGUUGACAUGUCAUAACAAGACAUCAAGAGGUCUAGCAGAUACUGUCGGCGUCAUAGACGAAAGACGUCUGAAUAAUCCCGGACAUUCUCUACCUGAACCAUGGGACGGAAUAGCUAUCAGACAUUGUGCAUGUGUAUAUGCCCUUUACAUUAAAAGGGAUUAUACAGAAGCGUAUACACAUCAAAGCGCGCUAUUGAGCUUAUUCUACAGAUGGUUUCAAGAUCAAUCAGCAUGGGUAUUACCUGUCUUGUAUAUCCUUUUACAGGAUCUAAGAGAUUUAGCUGAACAAGCAGACCAAGGAACAUAUUCAAAUACAGGUAAGAUGCCUUCUUUGGAAGAAUGUACUAGAACAGUCAGUAAAGCCUUUUCAAUGUGCGCAACGGACAGAACAUUCAAGGGUGUAGAAUCAAGACGGAAUGGUGUUUACCAUAUUGCUUGUUUGAGUCUGAAGUGUUAUUUCAAAGUCGGAAAACCCAAUUUAUGCAAAAAUAUCAUUAGAGCAGUAACUUCAGAUCCUAAGACACCACCCAUUGACGAAGCGCCAUUGAACGAUCAAGUGACAUGGCAUUUCUAUAUUGGCAUGUUAGCGUUCCUGAAUGGGGAAGACAAGAAGGCUGGAGAAGAAUUAGAAUGGGCUUUCUUGAAUUGUCCAGCGGAUGCUAAGCGGAACCAAGAACUCAUCCUAACAUAUCUAAUACCUCUUCACCUGCUUCGUGAUUCCCUACCUUCACCGAGAUUGCUUUCCCUCCACCCUCGAUUAGAAGAACUAUUCACACCGUUUAUAAACUCGAUCAAAUCUGGAGAUGUGAGAGAAUACGAUGAAAGGUUAGAUUGGGCUCAACAGAGACUAGUAGGAAUGAGUACUUAUUUAGUUAUGGAACGAGCUAGAGAAGGUGGUUUGAGGAUGUUAUUCAAAAAGGCAUGGAUAGCAAGUGAUAAAUCAUCUAGAAUACCGAUAACAACCUUUCAAAGCGCACUGAAGAUUCAUGGCGUAGAUGUCGACUCGGAUGAAGUGGAAUGUAUGGUCGCAAACAUGAUAUAUCGAGGUUAUAUGAAAGGUUACAUAUCGCACGAAAAACAAAUGGUUGUUUUAGCAAAAUCAAAUCCUUUCCCAAACCUAUGGACCAUUGUACGGUAG
Molecule: messenger RNA, 1212 nt
Organism: Kwoniella shivajii
Lineage: Eukaryota; Fungi; Basidiomycota; Tremellomycetes; Tremellales; Cryptococcaceae
Exons: 11
Coding region: 1-1212 (403 amino acids)
Biological process (GO): transcription elongation by RNA polymerase II; post-transcriptional tethering of RNA polymerase II gene DNA at nuclear periphery; poly(A)+ mRNA export from nucleus
Cellular component (GO): transcription export complex 2
Molecular function (GO): double-stranded DNA binding; RNA binding
Source: RefSeq, a predicted model, not a curated record